Coniosporium apollinis CBS 100218 is the source of this 1533-nucleotide messenger RNA. RefSeq lists its product as uncharacterized. Gene Ontology annotation, molecular function: RNA polymerase II transcription regulatory region sequence-specific DNA binding. The record is from RefSeq and is a predicted model, not a curated record. Gene Ontology annotation, cellular component: nucleus. Bases 1 to 1533 code for a protein of 510 amino acids. NCBI's taxonomy places the organism in Eukaryota, Fungi, Ascomycota, Dothideomycetes. The transcript has 6 exons.
AUGACUGAAGUCGCACAAGACAAAGCCAAUGGAGGUCCUUCCCAGGUUAUGACGUCCAAGGCUACCGAAGCAGAAUCCGACAACAAUAGAGUGAAGCAUGCGCCGAAGAGCGGUUCGCCGCAGAAGCGUGUGUCUGUCGGGAACGAGGAAGGAAGUACUGGAAGCCCCAACAAGAAGCGGAGGAAGCACAUGACUUGCGAUCUCGAACGACCCUGCACACGCUGCAUCAAGCGAAACAUCGGCCAUCUCUGCCAUGACGAGCCCCGAGAACCAGUCAAGAAACAGAGGACCGAAACUGAAAGCGCUGCUGGGGAUGACGAGGGGACCUCCAAGGUUGAACGAUCGGACGAUGACUUCGAUCCGCACGCCAGGACCCAAGAUGCAAGCCUUAUCCUUGCGCCGCCCCCUCUGCCUCACCAUAGGGCGGGCAGCUCAGGGCACAUUGUUCAACCGACUCCAAUAUCUGCGCUUCAGGUCUCACCGCUGACAUCCAAUGAAUCGCAAUAUCUGGAUUACAAUGACUGGAACCUUGGAGCACAGAACCACUUCCAGGACAUGCACACCUUUCAUCCGUCCUAUAUGUUUAAUACCUCUGAAGUUACCAACGAGUUCAACCUGCUCAAUGACUUCCUCAGUAACAGCCUGCUUGAUGAUGGCGUUCUCUACCCUAGCGCUGAUAUGCAGAACCUCUAUACAGACCCUACAUACGCGAACACUAUGGACGGGCCCCCCAUGAACAGCAAUAACAACAGCAGCAUAGGCCAGGCCAUCAGCCAGCAUAACAAAGACCCACUGCCGCCAUCGCAAGCGGCCGUGGGGAAUGCUAUCUCGCGCCCAGCAAGUGGCUUCCCCAAUGACAAGGCGCGUGAAACCUUCUACCUGACCGCCGCCGACCCUGCGGGAAAUGACACGCCCGAGGAACGGAUGAACAAGCUCCUGAAAGCCAAGUAUGAUGCCGGAAUGCUCAAGCCGUUCAACUACGUCAAGGGCUACGCACGAUUGAAUCAGUACAUGGAACGGAAUAUGCAACCCGUCUCAAGACAAAGGAUUCUGCGACAACUGGACAAAUUCAGACCAAAGUUCCGAGAACGCAUGCAAUCGCUCACAGAUAUCGAACUUGUGCGGGUUGAGAUGUGGUUCGAGCGGAGCUUGAUGGAGUAUGACCGCGUGUUCGCGAGUAUGGCCAUUCCAGCGUGCUGCUGGAGGAGAACCGGGGAAAUAGUCCGUGGCAACAAGGAGAUGGCUGAGCUGAUACAUGUGCCGAUAGAAAAGCUGCGAGACGGCAAACUUGCGAUCCACGAGAUAAUGGCCGAAGGCUCGCUUGUAAGCUAUUGGGAAAAGUUCGGCGCGAUCGCUUUCGAUAGCUCGCAAAAGGCCCUUUUGACAAGCUGCGCACUGAAGAACCCGGACUCCAAGUCUAAAGAUCCAGAACUACGCUGUUGCUUUUCUUUCACUAUUCGUCGCGAUACCCAUAACAUUCCGUCUCUGAUUGUCGGGAACUUCCUGCCUAUAUUGCCUGCAAAGCGGACAUAG